Molecule: messenger RNA, 845 nt
Organism: Fusarium vanettenii 77-13-4
Lineage: Eukaryota; Fungi; Ascomycota; Sordariomycetes; Hypocreales; Nectriaceae
Exons: 5
Coding region: 61-537 (158 amino acids)
Biological process (GO): translation
Cellular component (GO): cytosolic large ribosomal subunit; ribosome
Molecular function (GO): structural constituent of ribosome
Source: RefSeq, a predicted model, not a curated record
CCUCAAUCGUCGAAAGCCUCACCCUCCCCGGCCAAUCUUCACGACAGAACCACAGUCAAAAUGCCUUCCGCUCAGCUUCCCAACAUUUCCUCGGACCUGGUCUGGGAGAUCGUCCGCAACAACAACUCCUUCUCUGCUAAGAGCAAGAAGAAUGGCGGUGUCCAGUUCUCCCGGGACCCCCUUAACCUGACCAACAUCAGCUCCCGAAAGCACGCUGGUUUCGUCAACGACAAGGCCGUUGGUAUCUCCGUUGGUGAGAAGGGUGAGGUUGUCGUCACCACCAAGAAGGCUCAGCCCAACAAGCCCGCCCAGAACACCACCCAGACCUCUUACAGCGCCGUCAAGUCCAACCGCAAGACCUACCAGGCUGUUGCCAACCAGGUCGCCAAGAACAGCUACCGCCCUGACCUCCGCGCCGCUGCCGUCGAGCGUGCUUCCGCCGUCAAGCGAUCCAACAAGCCCGUCAAGCCCGAGCCCGAGCAGAAGCUCCGCGGCAACAAGGCCAAGAAGGCUGCCGCCGCUGCUGAGGAGAACUAGAAGAUCACUCAGCAAUUGGUGGUAAAGAAGGACCUCUCCUCCCAAGCAGCAGAGCCUCAAUACAACCUCUGAUGCGCAGGUGGAGCGAGGAAAGGCGAGGAUGAAUAAGACUUGGGAAAUGGAGCCGGGGAGGCAAGCUGCAUAGCUCUAAUCCUGAUGAGUAAAAAAAAAGGGAUUAUCAGGGAGGGCAAAAGAGCAUCAACCGAGGUCUCUGGGUCAUUCACGGCUGGAGUUGGCAUUUGUACUCAAGAUGAAUGAAUAUCCGGCCAGCAACAAUGCUGGCAACCCCAAAGUCAAGUCCCCGUUGC